AUGCUUGUGCCGGUGCUGCGCGCAGGACUGGCGUUGCUGCCCGCGUUUACGAGCGCGAUUCUCGAUGCGUCUGUCGCCUUCAUUGGCAUCGCGCGCGACGAGCAGACGGCGCAGCCCGACCUGUAUUACACGCGAUUUCCUGCGGUGAUGCCGCCUAGGGCGCUCAUAGUAGACCCGAUGCUCGCUACUGCUGGCACGGCAUGUCUUGUCGCAGAGUUGCUGAUGCGCGAGGGGUUUUCGGCGCACGCUAUACACUUUGUCGGUGUGCUGGCGUCGCGGGAGGGUAUGGACCGCCUUGCCAGCGUAAUUCCGCGCGCAAACAUCAGCGUUGUUGCCGUUGAUCCGGAACUUGACGCGCAGAAAUUCAUCGUGCCUGGUAUUGGCGACUAUGGCGACAGGUACUUUGGCACAUAG
Molecule: messenger RNA, 414 nt
Organism: Geodia barretti
Lineage: Eukaryota; Metazoa; Porifera; Demospongiae; Tetractinellida; Geodiidae
Source: the annotation of a GenBank genome assembly